Molecule: messenger RNA, 2084 nt
Organism: Cicer arietinum (chickpea)
Lineage: Eukaryota; Viridiplantae; Streptophyta; Magnoliopsida; Fabales; Fabaceae
Gene: CDPK2
Product: calcium-dependent protein kinase 32-like
Biological process (GO): protein phosphorylation
Molecular function (GO): calcium ion binding; protein kinase activity; ATP binding
Source: RefSeq, marked validated
ACCAACUUUUCAUUUCUCUUCAAAUUUUCUCCUCUCCCCAUUUUACCCUUCCACCAAAACCAAUUUCCAGAUCCAAUUCAAACUCAGAUCUAACAAAAUUGUAAAACGCCAUGGGUAAUUGUUGCGCUACCCCUCCGGUAACCGGAGAAGAAACAAACAACAACAAAAAGAAAAACAACAAAAAACCUAAAAAGGAAAAUCCCUUCGCAAUCGAUUACAAUUUCAACGCGAACAACACGAACUCAAAACUCACCGUUUUGAAGGAUCCAACGGGACGCGAAAUCGAGGUUCGAUACGAGCUAGGUCGUGAACUAGGUCGAGGCGAGUUCGGAAUAACGUACCUCUGUACGGACAAAGAAAACGGAGAAGAACUAGCGUGUAAGUCGAUAUCGAAGAAGAAGCUAAGAACAUUGGUGGAUAUUGAAGAUGUUAGGAGAGAAGUUGAAAUAAUGAAACACAUGCCCAAACAUCCUAAUAUUGUUACGUUGAAAGAUACUUAUGAAGAUGAUAAUGCUGUUCACCUUGUUAUGGAGCUUUGUGAAGGUGGUGAACUUUUUGAUCGGAUUGUUGCGCGUGGUCAUUAUACUGAACGCGCCGCCGCCGCUGUUACCAAAACCAUCGUUGAAGUUGUUCAGAUGUGCCACAAACACGGAGUGAUGCAUAGGGAUCUCAAGCCUGAGAACUUUUUGUUUGCAAAUAAGAAGGAGACAGCAGCAUUGAAAGCUAUAGAUUUUGGAUUGUCAGUGUUUUUUACACCAGGGGAAAAAUUUAAUGAGAUAGUUGGAAGUCCAUAUUACAUGGCUCCUGAGGUAUUGAAGCGAAAUUACGGCCCAGAGGUUGAUAUCUGGAGUGCUGGAGUAAUUCUAUACAUCUUACUUUGUGGUGUCCCUCCAUUUUGGGCAGAAACUGAGCAAGGAGUUGCACAAGCAAUCAUACGAUCUGUUGUUGAUUUCAAAAGGGAUCCAUGGCCUAAAGUUUCCGAUAAUGCAAAAGACCUUGUGAAGAGGAUGCUAAAUCCCGACCCUAAGCGGCGACUUACUGCACAGGAAGUAUUAGAUCAUCCAUGGUUACAAAAUGCAAAGAAAGCUCCCAAUGUUUCAUUAGGAGAAACAGUUAGAGCAAGGCUUAAGCAAUUUUCCGUAAUGAACAAGCUUAAGAAAAGAGCUUUGAGGGUCAUUGCAGAGCAUUUGUCAGUAGAAGAAGCUGCUGGACUAAAAGAGGGAUUCAAGCUCAUGGAUACAAGCAACAAAGGCAAGAUUAACAUUGAUGAGCUGCGAAUAGGAUUGCAUAAACUAGGCCAUCAAAUUCCUGAUGCAGAUGUCCAGAUUCUUAUGGAAGCUGGCGAUGUAGACAGGGAUGGACACUUGGAUUAUGGAGAGUAUGUUGCCAUUUCAGUUCAUUUGAGAAAGAUGGGAAAUGAUGAGCAUCUUCACAAAGCCUUCGAUUUUUUCGAUCAGAACCAAACUGGGUAUAUUGAGAUUGAGGAGCUGCGCAAUGCCUUAUCUGAUGAAAUUGAAACAAAUAGUGAAGAAGUGAUUAGUGCAAUUAUGCAUGACGUGGAUACAGAUAAGGAUGGAAAGAUAAGUUACGAGGAAUUUGCUUCAAUGAUGAAGGCUGGGACAGAUUGGAGAAAGGCGUCAAGGCAGUAUUCGCGAGAGAGGUUUAACAGUCUCAGCUUGAAAUUGAUGAAGGAUGGGUCAUUGCAAUUAAACAAUGAAAAACAAUGACAGUAGAGAUGACUUUUCUUUAGAAAAAUGCCAAAAUUUACUUUUGGAAAAAGAAAACAUGAUAAAGAAGUCUAUUAUAUUUUUUUAAUUUUAACCUUCUCUUCAUUGUAAUUCUUUUCUCCAACACCCCCCAUUUUUGGGUGAAAAAAAUUAGGAUGUUGGCUCCAGCAGUGUUGCUACGUUGUUUGAUGUGUUCUUUUAUUUUUACUUUUUCUGGGUUUGUUGAGGUUGUGAUAGGAAAGACAGGACAGGGUGGGAGAGUCUUGACAAGUCUUCAUUUCUGGUUGUAAAUAUUUCUAAAUUAUCACGCUUUUAUAUUAACGUGUACUAUAAUUUUUAGGCAAACCUUUCCUUCCA